Messenger RNA from Ruditapes philippinarum (Manila clam), 1310 nucleotides. Its product is annotated as perlucin-like protein. The record is from RefSeq and is a predicted model, not a curated record. NCBI's taxonomy places the organism in Eukaryota, Metazoa, Mollusca, Bivalvia, Venerida, Veneridae. The transcript is spliced from 4 exons. Bases 124 to 714 code for a protein of 196 amino acids.
ACAUUUAAUAAACGUCACUUAGACGCUGAUUUUCAUUACACUGGUACGUUUCAUUCCUUUGACUUUACAAAUCACACUUGUCUGGUAUAUUAUGUUUACCGCGUUCACUUUUUUAGUGAUAAAAUGCAUUACCUCACUUCAUUUUCUCUAAUUAUGGGUAUCGUUGGUGCUUUGAUAGUAAGGAGUGAUUGCCAAUGUAGCUGCACUGAUAUAGAAGUUAUUAAACAUCUUCUACAAGAAAUGUUCGAAAUAAAACAAGAAGUAUACAAACUACGUUCAGAAACAGACUCAAUCAAAGUUUCAUGCCCGGACGUCAAAUGGAAACAAUAUGGAAACAAGUGUUAUCGAUUUAUCAAAGAUCCUAACACAUGGUCUGACGCCAAAGAGAAAUGCAGAUUGAUCAGCGGCGACCUUGUUAGAAUAGAAAGCAAAGAAGAGAAUGAUUUUAUAGUGGCUAAUAUCAAGGGAAGUACAUCUGGUUUUUGGAUUGGACUGGAUGACACGCAGAAGGAAAAUAACUGGCAAUGGAGUUCAUCAGAAGGAACACAAAGUCUUGGAAAAUUUUCAAAUUGGGCACCUGGCGAGCCUAACAAUGACAGAGGGGAUGAGGAUUGUGGCGAGAUAUUUGCAAAAAUGUCUAAAAUAGGAAAAUGGAAUGAUGCGCCAUGUUCGACAAAGCUUCCAUAUAUUUGUGAAAUAGUGAAACUGCUUUGAAUUGUGUUCAUUAAGUCUAUUCUUUUACAACAUUCAAUUGUUAAAUAGUAUAUUGUUUAAGCAUGGGUUAUGAUAUAUUGGAUUAAUAAAUACAACUUUAGAUUAUAAAAAUACAAAAUAAUGGCUACACUUCCCUUAAUUUGUUUAUCAUUUUAUGAUGUGAGAUAGAUGUAUAAGUGACCUAAUGAUGACGGUAGUUGAUUUUGAUUUACAGUUUUUUUCACCGCUGUAGGUUCAAAUUAUAUAAACAUAUGGUGUAAAGUGGUCCUUUCACCACUGAAUGAUCUGAGCUCCUCGGAUGGCUUUAUGGCAUUGCUUGCGUGAACGGUGUUAGAACAUUAACGAGUUUUUGUCAUAUAUUUAAAGGUUCUAAAAUCACAGUGAAAUGAUGGUGUGUGUGCGCGAGUGUGUGCGUGUGCUUGUUUGUCAUAAAAUUUCGAAAAAUGUCGUGUAAAUAGAGUUCAUAUACAUGUAAAUAGUUUUCUGAAAUGUUAUGGAAAUCAGAUAGAAGAAAUAAAAGAGUACAUACUUUCAUACAUUAUGAGAGUAAACUUUACAUUAUUGCGACAAUCUUCAUUUAGAUUGUUUAAAUCUGA